UGCAUGUGAGCGGCAGAGGAUCUGGAGAUAGAGGUGAGUUUGGGACUUCAUGGCUUCCACACUGGUACUCCUGCUUCCGAUGCUCCUGGCCUCGCUGGCCUCUGCGUCACAUCACUUUGGGGGAAGCGCUACCUACACCUACAAAGGAAGAAACCCUGAUGGGACAUUUAAAGUGGACUUUCGCAACCGGGCAACCUUUGAUGGGUGUCAGUACUCCCAUGACUGGUAUUGUUACAACGGCAACUGUGGCAGCAACCCCAGCAAUCAAGUAGGCGUACUUGACAGUAGCACCAAUGCACCCCAAUAUAACAGGGAAUGGUGUGAAACUGAAACAGUCAGUACGAGAAAUGUCCCAACUGACAGACCUUUUCAAAUGAGGGCAGACAGCUGUUGUUGGAUCGCAAAUCGUAAUGGGCUUUCUAAUUGGAGACUACUGACUUCAGUGGAUUUGGGAUCAAGAUCUGACACCGGAGAACCCAACCACUCACCUGACAUUGCCAUUCUACCUUUCCUACGAGUUCCCCAGAACUGCCCACGGACAUACAAGCUGAUGUCCUUUGACCCUGAUGGCGACAGAGUUCGAUGCAGAUAUGGAAGUGUCAGUGAUGGAGAGUGCAGCACGUGUAACCAACCCUCAGGCUUUAUCUUAGAUGAGGGCUCUUGCUCAUUACACUACCUCAACUCCAAUGCUGACCCCAGCCCUUAUGGAUUUGAGUUGGUGGUGGAGGACUUCCCGCAAAGGCAAAUUACUCUGGCCUACACUGAUGGGGGCAGAGACUCCAGGGCUCCACUGACAGUGAGGAGAAAGAGACAGGUCUCCAUUGUACCAUCAUGGGGGUCUUGGGGGCAAAUUACAUCUGGACCCACAACUGCAGCACAAACCACAACCCCAUGGUGGGGCUGGUGGUAUCCUACAACUACAACCCCACCCACAACUCCAAGGUGGUAUACUACAACUGCACCACCUGCAACUACUACAGUCUACACGUACACAACGUACCCUAGCACCACAAGAAACCUGCACGCCACCACUCCUCCUCUCAGUAAACUACCUUUGCAAUUCUCCUUACUUGUGGACCCACCUGCUCCCUCAUGUCAGGUGGGACACUACUUGCCUCAGUUUGUGCACCCUACACCUGGAAAUGGAGUACGCAUCCAAGCAGAGAUCAGUAAAGAAGUGGAGAUCAGAGUCAAAGCACAAGCUGCAUACGCAACAAUACAAGAUAUCAUCAUCACUGGGCCACUGAAUAUCAGCAAGCACAGGACCUCAUAUGACGAGUUUGCCAUUAAGUGGUCGCCUAACCUGGAUGACCUGGGACACCAUUACCCAAUCUGCUUUGCUGUUGAAUCAGUGACCGGAUCUGCUGGAACCCCUCUUCCAGGCACAACCCUCAGUUACCAUUACCACCCCUCCCCAUCCUCACAGUCUGGGGUCUAUCAGUCCGAGAUGAGGUGUGUUCUGGUUGACGUCCGGAAGGAGCAAGUAAAAUCCCACGUGAGCUGCGGCGAGUCCACAAUGACGGUAGAGGUUGAGAAAUCUUCGUUCCGUGGACUCAGUGAGGACCAUUUGCGGCUCAGUGACCCCAGCAACACCGCCUGCAGCCUCCAGAGCUACUCCAACAGCACUCACAUCAUCGCCGUCGUCCCCCUCAACGCUUGCGGCACUCAGAUCGAGGAAGAUGAGGAAAACCUGAUCUUCAAGAAUGAAAUCACCACGGUCGACAGCACAGAGUACCUGAUCACCAGGAAGAACCAGCUGGAGGUGCAGUUCUACUGCCAGUACCCCAAAAGUGGGAAUGUGUCACUGGGCUUCACGGCGCACAGGAAGAACGUCACAGUGUGGGAGAAAGGCUUCGGCACGUUCACCUACCAGUUUGAGUUCUAUCCCAACGCCCAAUUCCAAACCCAGAUCGAUCCAAAUGAUUACCCUCUGGAGUACGACAUAGGGAGCCGGAUUUACAUGCAGAUAGAGGCCACCACCUCCGUCGAAAACACUGAGCUGUUUGUGGAGUCCUGCAGAGCGGCACCAUAUGACAACCCAAACUACUGGCCAACCUACCCCAUCAUUGACAACGGGUGUAAUGUGGACCCGACUGUUGAAAUCCAUUCCCCUGCCCACCAGAGACAAUUCCAGUUCAGCAUGGAGGCCUUCAAGUUCAUCGGUGUGUACAUCAGCUGUUCAGUGCUGAUAUUGGCGGCAGGGCGCCCCGGCACCAGCUGCUCACGGGGAUGCCUCAACUCCACAUCAGCCGGUCACCAACAACACCACCCGAAGGAGAGGCUGCCACUCAGACUGCGAGCCACUUCAUUUCCCAGGGUCCUCUAA
Molecule: messenger RNA, 2326 nt
Organism: Perca fluviatilis (European perch)
Lineage: Eukaryota; Metazoa; Chordata; Actinopteri; Perciformes; Percidae
Exons: 14
Coding region: 50-2326 (758 amino acids)
Biological process (GO): egg coat formation; positive regulation of acrosome reaction; binding of sperm to zona pellucida
Cellular component (GO): extracellular matrix
Molecular function (GO): acrosin binding
Source: RefSeq, a predicted model, not a curated record